This is a messenger RNA of Rotaria socialis, 1509 nucleotides long. Lineage: Eukaryota; Metazoa; Rotifera; Eurotatoria; Philodinida; Philodinidae. The record is from the annotation of a GenBank genome assembly.
AUGAAUACAUCAUUGAAUACUCGCGAUACAAAUCUAACAUCAAUAAUUAUCGAAGGAAUCAAUGCCAGCGAAAUAAUUAAUAGUACAGUAACGACAAUAACUACGAAAACAUCAACAAUAAAAACAAGCACGAGUAUACUGUUUCGUUUAUUUAAUGGAACACGAACCUACCCUUUCCUGAGACAAUCAGUGGCAACAACAACAACAUCAUCAUCGUCGUCAUUAUUAAACAAAUAUUUUAUUUUAAAAUCCCAAUUUCAUCGUGAUUUACGUUAUGGUGAAUUAGCUAUAUUAAGUUUAGCAUUACCAUUAUAUGCAAUUGUCUUUAUACUUUUUAUUCGAUUAACUGUAUCACGUAUAAGUAGAAAUACUGCUAUAUCUGGUGGUGGCUCACGUAGUCGUAGUCAACGACGUCGACAACGCCUGCGCAGUCUUAUAUGGACAUCGAAUUAUUUACUUGUUGAUUUUCUUAAUCUUUUAAAUGAGCUUGCUUAUGUUGUUGUACAUACAACAGGUCAAUUACGACUAAAAUCGUUUGUCGGUCGUUUUUAUUGUCAAUUGCAAGUUUAUGUUCCAUUAUAUUUAACUGUACUUAUGGCAUAUAGUUUGACGGCUAUAUCUAUUUAUCGUCGUCGUCAUUUUGUUAAUUUGAAUAGUCAAGUAGCACGAUCAAAUAUGAGAAGUAUUUUGUUAAUGAUUGCACUAUGGAUCCUACCAAUUCUAACAUCGAUUAUUCCAACUUUUUUAUUAGCAUAUUUUAAGAUUUUAAAAGUAACUCAACAUGAAACAACAAAUCAAUGUCAAAUUUCUUAUACAUAUGAAUCAAGUGUUGAAGCUGUAUAUAUAUUUUAUAGACUUGGUAAUAUAUUUCUUUUGCCAAUAUCAAUCUCAUUGGCUUGUUAUAUAAGAAUUUAUGUUGAUUUAAUACGUAUGCAAAGACGUUUUAACCGAGUAUUUAGACGACACAUACAUAUAAGAAAAAAUCUUAUAUCACAAAUUCUGUUUUUAUUUCUUAAUUUUGCUGUCUUUUGGUUACCUGCUGAAAUGAUAAUGUUUUAUACAAAAAAUCAUCCGCUUAAAGACGCGAUGCAAGUAACGAAAUCUUUAAAUAUUCUUCUCGACCCAUUAAUUAUUUUUGGUUUCGAUACACGCUACUCAUCAGCUGCUCGACAAUUCUUGUUAAGAUGGCCUUUCAAUCAGUUUUUGUGUUUAUUUAAUAUGAAUCCUGGCCUUAAUUCUUCAACAUCAACUUCAGCAACAAUGGGAAAUCGUUUAAGACGCUCACGUCAACCACCUAGUCAACCGGUGGCAACAGUUACUACAUGGAAUAUUGCUAAUAACGAUGAUAUUACUAUUUUAGAAUCAGUAUCGAAUCAUUCGUUGCACGUACCAAGAAUAAGACGGCAACAACAGCAACGAUUAAUAUCUCCAUCAAAUCGACGCCAACCAAUAAAUAGAAGACCGAGAUCAAGACCAAGACGUACGCAUAUCGUUGAAAAUCAUGUUUAA